Messenger RNA from Lepus europaeus (European hare), 996 nucleotides. RefSeq names its product olfactory receptor 6S1. The transcript has a single exon. Gene Ontology annotation, biological process: G protein-coupled receptor signaling pathway. Lineage: Eukaryota; Metazoa; Chordata; Mammalia; Lagomorpha; Leporidae. The coding region runs from base 1 to 996 and encodes 331 amino acids. The record is from RefSeq and is a predicted model, not a curated record. Gene Ontology annotation, molecular function: G protein-coupled receptor activity; olfactory receptor activity. Gene Ontology annotation, cellular component: membrane.
AUGGUUCUUGGCUGUAACCAGAGUAAUAGUGCGAAAGAAUUCAUCCUGGCAGGCUUCCCAAAUCUCAAUGGCACAAGAGUGGAACUGUUUUCUGUGUUUCUUCUUGUCUAUCUGCUGACUCUGACAGGCAACGUACUGAUCGUGGGUGUGGUAGGAGUUGAUACUCGUCUGCAGACCCCCAUGUACUUCUUCCUGGGUAACCUGUCCUGCCUAGAGAUUUUACUCACUUCCGUCAUCAUUCCUAAGAUGCUGAACAAUUUCCUCUCAAGACAAUACACUAUCUCCUUUGCUGCAUGUGUUACCCAAUUCUAUUUCUACUUCUGUCUUGGGGCCUCUGAGUUCCUGCUGUUGGCUGUUAUGUCUGUGGACCGCUAUCUGGCCAUCUGUCACCCUCUGCGCUACCCCUUGCUCAUGAGUGGGGCUGUGUGCUUUCGUGUGGCUUUAGCCUGCUGGAUGGGGGGCCUCCUCCCUGUGCUCGGUCCCACCGUGGCUGUGGCCUUGCUUCCUUUCCGCAAACAGAGUGCUGUGGUGCAGCAUUUUUUCUGUGACAGCGGCCCACUGCUCCGUCUAGCAUGCACAAGCACCGAGAAGCUGGAGAAGACAGAUUUUGCCCUGGCCUCUCUUGUCAUUGUAUCCUCAUUGGUGAUCAUAGCUGCGUCCUAUGGCCACAUAAUCCGGGCUGUUCUGCGCAUCCCCUCUGCCUCAGGCCGCCAGAAGGCCUUCUCAACCUGCACUUCCCACCUGAUGGUGGUGACCCUCUUCUAUGGAAGUGCCAUUUUUCUCUAUGUGCGGCCCUCCCAGAGCGGCUCUGUGGAAUCCAACUGGUCAGUGACGGUGAUAACCACAUUCGUGACACCACUGCUAAAUCCAUUCAUCUAUGCCUUGCGCAAUGAGGGUGUCCAGGAAGCCUUAAAAGAUAUGUUUAGAAAGAUAGCAAUGGAAUAUUUAGGAAAUCUUUUACUUGCUAAGACUUUCCAUAAGAAAACAGGAAAGUGA